This is a messenger RNA of Corythoichthys intestinalis (scribbled pipefish), 2963 nucleotides long. RefSeq names its product signal peptide peptidase 3 (gene sppl3). The transcript has 11 exons. The record is from RefSeq and is a predicted model, not a curated record. Gene Ontology annotation, cellular component: Golgi-associated vesicle membrane; lumenal side of endoplasmic reticulum membrane; cytoplasmic side of endoplasmic reticulum membrane. Bases 583 to 1731 code for a protein of 382 amino acids. Gene Ontology annotation, biological process: membrane protein proteolysis. Lineage: Eukaryota; Metazoa; Chordata; Actinopteri; Syngnathiformes; Syngnathidae. Gene Ontology annotation, molecular function: aspartic endopeptidase activity, intramembrane cleaving.
CGCGUUGAGACCUGCGCCGAUCUAUUAGUGCAUACGAUGUCCAUUUUGUUAGGCUUUCGGGUGUCACAAAAACGUUCCCAGUGUUCGUCCUACUUGCAAAGCCCUCUACGCGCGCCCCCGCCUCUCUCGUUAUAGACAACAAAGCCAAACGUCUUCCAUAACAGCGAAGGCUGGAGACUUGAGGAGCAACCGUUUUUUUCCGGGCACCAUCGAGCUGAAUAUGGAUUUACAGUGGGUGUAAGCAUUGCUGGAGACCGAGCCUUCUCGGCUGGGGGCAGCGACGAGCGUAAACAACGUUUUGUGUUGCUGUUUCGGGGGUGCUUUUGUCUCGUAGACCUAACCACAGCAAUCCUAUUCACUGGAGCCGUUUCGAGUGCACGAUAUUCGGCUAGUGGCUCGGCUAACUGCCGUCAGGAUGCAUCAUCGUGUUGUCAUCGACAAGUAGCCGCUAGGGCGACGGACCAUAAGGGAAACGCCGAAAGAGCACCCCGACCCCCAGUUCCUUCGAGGUCCCAACGGGUCCUCGCCGUGGACCCGAAUCCGUUUGAGCCACAGUAGCGGAGCCCCACUGUUGUCGGCGAUAUGGCGGAGCAAGGCUACUCAUCUUGGGCGUACUCUUUAGUCGACUCCAGCCAGGUGUCCACCUUUCUCAUCUCCAUUCUUCUCAUCGUUUAUGGCAGUUUCAGGUCAUUAAACAUGGACUGUGAAAACCAAGAGAAGGACAAAGACGGCAACCCUACUACAACGGGGUCCUUCAACAACAGCAACACAAACAACAGUAUUCAGACUAUAGACUCGACACAGGCACUGUUCCUACCCAUAGGAGCCUCCGUGUCUCUGCUAGUCAUGUUCUUCUUCUUUGACUCGGUCCAGGUGGUCUUCACCAUCUGCACAGCAGUGCUCGCUACAAUUGCUUUUGCUUUCCUCUUGUUGCCAAUGUGCCAGUAUCUGACUAGGCCCUGCUCACCACAGAACAAGAUUUCAUUCGGCUGCUGUGGCCGCUUCACUCUGGCAGAGCUUCUGUCCUUUUCCCUCUCUGUCAUGUUGGUGCUCAUCUGGGUGCUGACCGGACAUUGGCUCCUCAUGGAUGCAUUAGCCAUGGGCUUGUGCGUGGCCAUGAUCGCCUUUGUGCGGUUGCCCAGUCUGAAGGUGUCGUGCCUGCUGCUGUCGGGGCUGCUCAUCUAUGACGUGUUCUGGGUGUUCUUCUCGGCCUACAUCUUCAACAGCAACGUGAUGGUCAAAGUCGCCACACAACCUGCAGAAAACCCCAUUGACGUCCUGUCCAGGAAGCUGCACCUGGGGCCAGGGAUGGGGCGUGACGUCCCCCGCCUAUCCUUACCUGGAAAACUGGUCUUUCCCAGCUCCACAGGAAGUCACUUCUCAAUGCUGGGAAUCGGAGACAUUGUGAUGCCCGGGUUGCUCUUGUGCUUCGUCCUGCGCUACGACAACUACAAGAAGCAAGCGAGCGGGGAGCCGUCCGGACCAGGGAACAUGUCGGGACGUAUGCAGCGGGUCUCCUAUUUCCACUGCACUCUCAUUGGAUACUUUGUAGGUCUUUUGACGGCCACCGUGGCAUCCAGGAUCCAUCGCGCUGCUCAGCCUGCUCUGCUCUACCUGGUGCCCUUCACCCUGCUGCCUCUGCUCACUAUGGCCUACCUGAAGGGGGAUUUGCGGCGCAUGUGGUCUGAGCCCUUCCAUGCCAAGCCCACCUCCCGUUUCCUGGAGGUAUGAUGCACUCGGCCAAUUAACAAGCAGGGGAAGGACGGCGGACCCCCCUUUCCCAUGGAAGAGCGGGGACGGAAGGGUGGGGAGAGUAGAGGGGUACCCUCACAGCGAGGCCACGUCGUCACCACUCGUUCAUGCGUUCCACCGAUGUCUGCGGAGACCACCCUCCAACCCCCACCUCAGAAGGACACAAGUAUGGGAGUGUUUGUGACAGCACACAACACAUCUUCCUCCUCAUCAUCAUAGCACAUCCUGCUAGUCUUUCACUUCCCCUCCUUCCCGUCUUUCCGCCGCAUUGAUUUGUCACAUGAGAUCACAUGACCUCCCCCCUGUCCCCCCCUCCGUUUGUGGACUUACAUUUGUGAGACAUUGGGGGUGAUAUAUAUUUUUUUAGCAUUGUCGUGGUCAUUACACUUGACAUUAUUAAUAUUAUUUCGGAGCGAUGUCAAACAAGCACGGAGUGUCGCCGUGGAGACGGGAGGGGGCCGCGCACUGAACGGGAGGAGGGGAGCAUACACAUACAGUGGUCGUCCUCCUCUCUGGUCAUUUGCUGUAUCCUCGCUCACCCAUCCACACAGACAAUGUAUUUUAUUUAGAAAAGGUUUUUAUUCUCUGCGUAUACAGAAAAUGAUGCAUUGUUAAAUUGCGAAGCACACUCCCGGCAGGCGUGGCUUCCGUUUGUAUAGAAGUGUACACAUGUAUUUUUGCCAUCUUUUGAGUUAGUAUUUGAGCGCAUGCUGAGCAACAGGUGGGUUUAAAACUAACAGCCGGUUGACUUGUGAACCCUUUGUGUGUUUUGCUUGUGUGAAAACACAGGUAAAAAGAAAGCAAAGUCCAUCAAUGUCAGCAGUUGUUGGUGUCCCACUCCUGUUCUUAAGUGUGCGCGUGUGCGUGUGUAGAGGGGUGUGAUGACGUGUUUUUAUUUGCUUUUAAUUUAGACUGGCUGUGACAAUAGUCAGGUUGGCAUCAACAAGGGCGGAAUGCUCCAACUCACCAGUGUAAUUAUUAUUUUUUUUUUUUUUGUAAAAUAUGUACUAAAUUGCGGUUUUGUUUUUCAAAGUAAGGGGGACAAGUCAAGACAGGUGGAAAUGUAAACAGUGUUUUUUUUAUACAUAUAUAUAUAUAUUAUGAUGUUUCUUCAAAUAAAUGAAUGUUGAACUGAAUUGUGAAGGUAUGUUACAUUCUUACAGGAGACCUUUUUGUCCCAUUUGUCUCUUAACAAUUUUUUUUUUUUUUUU